Micropterus salmoides (largemouth bass) is the source of this 1609-nucleotide messenger RNA. RefSeq names its product exocyst complex component 1-like. Gene Ontology annotation, biological process: exocytosis; Golgi to plasma membrane transport. Gene Ontology annotation, molecular function: phosphatidylinositol-4,5-bisphosphate binding. The record is from RefSeq and is a predicted model, not a curated record. Gene Ontology annotation, cellular component: exocyst; plasma membrane. NCBI's taxonomy places the organism in Eukaryota, Metazoa, Chordata, Actinopteri, Centrarchiformes, Centrarchidae.
UGUGAACCAGGAAGUGAGAGGGCGGGGUUUUGCGAAGGGCUGGUGGGCUGAUAAACAAGCGUCCACCAUGACAGCCAUCAAGCAUGCACUCCAGAGGGACAUCUUCACACCCAACGAUGAGCGUCUCCUCGGCAUUGUUAACGUCUGUAAGGCAGGAAAGAAAAAGAAGAACUGCUUCUUGUGCGCGACAGUUACCACAGAGAGGCCUGUGCAGGUUAAAGUGGUUAAGGUGAAGAAGUCUGAUAAAGGGGACUUCUACAAACGGCAGCAGACAUGGGAGCUCCGAGAUCUGACUGAAGUAGAUGCCAAAGAUGCAAGCAAGGAAAAUCCUGAAUUUGACCUUCACUUUGAGAAGGUGUACCGCUGGGUGGCCAGCAGCACAGCUGAAAAAAACUCUUUUAUCUCCUGCAUUUGGAAGCUGAACCAGCGAUACCUGAGGAAGAAGGUGGAGUUUGUGAAUGUCAGUUCUCAGCUGCUGGAAGAGUCGGUGCCGAGCGGUGAGAGUCAGAGUGUUGCCGGGGGCGAUGAGGACGCUCUGGACGACUACCAGGAGCUGAGCACCCGCGAAGAGCAGGACAUUGAGAGCAUGAUGGAGAUGUGCGAGUACGCCAUCUCCAAUGCUGAGGCUUUCACAGAGCAGCUCUCCAGGGAGCUGCAUGUUCUAGAUGGGGCCAAUAUCCAGUCCAUCAUGGCAUCAGAGAAGCAGGUCAAUAUCCUGAUGCAGCUGCUGGAUGAGGCGCUGGGUGAGGUGGACACCAUUGAGGGAAAGCUGAGCAGCUAUGAGGAGAUGCUCCAGAGCGUGAAGGAUCAGAUGGACCAGAUCUCACAGAGCAACCGCCUCAUCCAGAUCAGCAACACCAACAACGGCAAACUGCUGGAUGAGAUCCAGUUCUUAGUGAACUACAUGGACUUGUCAAAGGGACACAUCAGAGCCUUGCAGGAGGGGGACCUGACCUCCCCUAAAGGUAUCGAAGCCUGCAUCAAUGCCUCUGAAGCUCUUCUGCAGUGCAUGAACGUGGCCCUCCGACCAGGCCACGACAAGCUGAUGGCGGUGACUCAGCAGCAGCUCCUGUUUGCCGAGCUGAGAGACACCUUUGCUCGCCGCCUCACCAAUCACCUCAACAAUGUAUUUGUUCACCAGGGCCAUGACCAGAGCUCCACCCUGUCACAGCACACAGUUGAGCUGACUCUGCCCAAACACAGCCCCCUCCACAGGGACCUGCUGCGCUAUGCCAAGCUCAUGGAGUGGCUGAAGAAUACCCACAGGGAGAAGUACGAGGGCCUGUCCAGGACCUAUGUUGACUAUAUGAGUAGAUUGUAUGAACGAGAAAUCAAAGAGUUCUUUGAGGUUGCCAAGAUAAAGAUGGCGGGUACAACCAAGGAGGCCAAGGGCAAGUUUGCCACGCUUCCGCGGAAAGAGAGUGCACUCAAACAGGAAACAGAAAGCCUUCAUGGCAGCUCUGGGAAGCUGACAGGCUCCACCUCAAGCCUGAACAAGCUGACAGUGCAGGGCUCCAAUAGCCGGCGGUCCCAGUCUUCCUCGCUGCUGGACAUGGGCAACAUGUCCGCCUCCGACCUGGACGUGGCCGACAGGACCAAGUUUGACAAG